This is a messenger RNA of Tachysurus vachellii, 921 nucleotides long. RefSeq names its product coiled-coil-helix-coiled-coil-helix domain containing 2 (gene chchd2). The record is from RefSeq and is a predicted model, not a curated record. Gene Ontology annotation, molecular function: sequence-specific DNA binding. The coding region runs from base 150 to 644 and encodes 164 amino acids. The transcript has 4 exons. Gene Ontology annotation, cellular component: nucleus; mitochondrion. Gene Ontology annotation, biological process: positive regulation of transcription by RNA polymerase II; mitochondrion organization. Lineage: Eukaryota; Metazoa; Chordata; Actinopteri; Siluriformes; Bagridae.
ACCGACUCAUUCGCGAACGACACAUUAUUACUAGCUCACAAGUUUGAAGGUCGGAGAGACGGAAGCUGUGUAACUGGGAACGAAGGAUACUUUACCAUAGCUUGCGUUAAAGCUUUCAGCAUUCGUUGUAAACAUUUAUAGCAUUUAAAAUGCCUAGAGGAAGUCGUAGCCGAAGUUCAAGGAUGGCUCCUCCAAGCUAUUCCUCCCGUCCUGCACCACCACCACCGAUGGCCAGAGCAUCACCUCCACCAGCUCCUGCACCUGCCCCUGCGUCUGCUGUGAGCUCACCUGUUGCAGCUGCCCCCAGACAGCCAGGUAUGUUUGCCCAGAUGGCCAGCACUGCAGCGGGCGUUGCUGUGGGAUCUGCUGUGGGGCACACGAUUGGCCAUGCCAUGACGGGCGGCUUCGGCGGCGGUGGAAACUCCGAGGCUGCCAGGCCUGAUAUCACUUAUCAGGAGCCUCAUCAGCCUCAGACCAUGUACCAGCAGCAGCCCAUGUAUCAACAAGAGGCAGUGCAGCAGAAUCCAUGUGCUUAUGAGAUGAAACAGUUCCUUGAAUGUGCACAGAGCCAGAGUGACCUCAAACUGUGUGAAGGAUUCAGUGAGGUGCUCAAACAAUGCAGAUUCUCCAACGGUUUGCCCUGAUACCGGUUUGCCCUGAUAUCGGAAUGGAGACCUUGCUUAGGACUAUUAUUAAUUUAAACACAUACAGAACAAGGAGAACUUUAGAACUGCAUUUUAGGAGCUGUAUGCAUUUCAUAGAAUGAAACAUUACAUAAUUGUUCGACAUAUUUUUGAUUUAUACAGACAUUGGUUAAUUUGCUGGGAAUGUCAGAAUUAUGCAUUGUACUUCAGAAGAUUGCUGUACAUGUGACUGAGCGAUAACUCAAUAAACCUUUAAACUACUGUUCCAUCUUUGAAA